Molecule: messenger RNA, 4153 nt
Organism: Oncorhynchus keta (chum salmon)
Lineage: Eukaryota; Metazoa; Chordata; Actinopteri; Salmoniformes; Salmonidae
Product: zinc finger protein OZF-like
Exons: 2
Coding region: 346-1974 (542 amino acids)
Source: RefSeq, a predicted model, not a curated record
AAAUUAAAUAAACAUUUUAGUCAACUGCGUUACCCACUCCAGUCAACAGAGGGCGGUCUGUGACUUUAAGGCGAUGCCGCUAGUGUGACGUAUAAUCUAGUGGACGGAACGCUUCUUUCAACAGCAGCAACACGUAGUCAGAAACCUCGGUAGCUUGCUAGACAAAAUAGCUGAACCAAUACAGCUCUUUGGACGCUUUCGUGUAUAUUAGUCACUGUGUUUAAAACCCACUUCUGACGUGUAGUUAGUUGUCCGAUUUAAUUUAAUAUUUACGUCGUUGUUGUUAUUAUUCAGCUAGCGGGCUGGGUAAGUUAGCAUUAGCCUAGCUAGCUAGCAUUCUCGACCAUGAGCUCACUAAGCUACUCUCCUCCUGAUAAAGAAGAGGAGGUCUGCUGCACGGAGAAAGAAGCUCUCGUCAAAGAGGAGGAGGAAGAGGAGGCUGUUACAAUACAAAAACAAGUAGAGGUUGAGGCUUUUACCGUGAAAGAAGAAGAGAAAGACGUUACAGUUAAAGAAGAGGAAGACGCGUUCAGAGUGAAAGAGGAGGAGGAUGUUACAGUAAAAGAAGAGGAGGCAGAGAAAGAGGAGGAUGCAGUUUUUGGAGUGAAAGAGGAGGAGAUGACUGUCACAUCCAAAAAGGAGGAGGAAGAAGAGGAGGCAACUGGAUAUCUCGGGCCGGUUUCCCAGACGCAUCUUAAGGCAUCCAACUAUGAAAUUAGCCUUAUGAUGCCUUCGGGAAACCGGUCCCUGGUUAAUACUAGAGAGAGACGGGACUAUCUUGGAUCCUCUGGGGAGCUUCAACAACCUCAUGAAGCUGAUGAGGCAAAGAAGAGUCCCUCUGGAUCAGAACACCUCAGUAAACAACAGCAGAGAGCCACAGGAGAGAAACCUUACUGCUGCUCCGACUGUGGGAAACAUUUCUCAAGAUCAAAUUCAUUAAAAGUACACCUGAGAAUUCACACUGGAGGGAAAUCUCACUGGUGCUCUGACUGUGGGAAAAGAUUUAACUCUACAGUAGACCUUAAAAUACAUCAUAGAAUUCACACAGGAGAGAAAUCUUAUGGCUGUGAUCAAUGUGGGAACAGUUUUUCUCAGCUAAAAACCCUGAAAUCACACCAGAGAACACACACAGGAGAGAAACCUUAUGGCUGUGAUCAAUGUGGGAAGAGUUUUACUGUGUCAAGCUCCUUGAUAGUGCACCAGAGAACACACACAGGAGAGAAGCUUCACCAUUGUUCAUUUUGUGGCAAAAGCUUUUCAACAUCACACACCUUGAAGGUGCACCAGAGAAUGCACACAGGAGAGCGACCUUAUAGCUGUAAUCAAUGUGGGAAGUGUUUUUUUACAUCUAGCAAUCUGACAAAACACCAGAGAACACACACAGGAGAGAAACCAUUUAGCUGUAAUCAAUGUGGCAAGAGUUUUGUUCAAUCUGGAGAUCUGAAGAUACACCAGAGACUACACACAGGAGAGAAACCUUAUGGCUGUGAUCAAUGUGGGAAGAGUUUUAAUCAGUCAAGCAGCCUGAUAGUACACCAGAGAACACACACAGGAGAGAAACCUUAUGGCUGUGAUCAAUGUGGGAAGAGUUUUAAUCAGUCAAGCAGCCUGAUAGUACACCAGAGAACACACACAGGAGAGAAACCAUAUAGCUGUACUCAAUGUGGGAAGAGUUUUGUUACAUCUGGCUGUCUGAUUACACACCAGAGAACACACACAGGAGAGAAACCUUAUACCUGUGAUCAAUGUGGGAAGAGUUUUACUCAGUUAAACAGCCUGAUUGUGCAUCUGAGAACACACACAGGAGAGAAACCAUAUAGCUGUAGUCAAUGUGGGAAGAAGUUUAAUUGGCUCAACAGCCUGGUAUCACACCAGAGAACACACACGGGAGAGAAACCUCAUAGCUGUAAUCAAUGUGACAAGAGAUUCUCAGAUAAAAGAUAUCUGAUUAAACAUCAGAAAAUACAUGGAUGAAGGAGUUGUUUCAUGAUGUCACUGUCACUGUUUUUAACAUUGUUGUAGGAUCAUUUUAAUGUUUGUUCAAUUGAUUUGAGAUUUUUGUUGUAAAGGGUUUUAACACGGUUUCCCAUGCUUGUUCAAUGAACCAUAAACAAUUCAUGAACAUGCACCUGUGGAACGGCCCUUAAGACACUAACAUCUUACAGACUGUAGGCAAUUAAGGUCACAGCGGCCUUUCUACUGACACCAAAAGAAAGAUGCACAGAGUCCCUCACCAUAUGCAUUAACGUGCCUUAGGCAUGCUGCAAAGAGGCAUGAGGACUGCAGAUGGGACCAAGGCAAUAAAUUGCAAUGUCCGUACUGUGAGACAGGGAGCAACAGGGAGACAAGACGGACAGCUGAUCACCCUCGCAGUGGCAGUCCAGACCGUCCACAAUAGGCUGAGAGAGGCUGGACUGAGGGCUUGUAGGCCUGUUGUAAGGCAGGUCAUCACCAGACAUCACCGGCAACAAUGUCGCCUAUGGGCACAAACCCACCGUCGCUGGACCAGACAGGACCGUCAAAAAGUGCUCUUCACUGACGAGUCGCAGUUUUGUCUCACUAGGGGUGAUGGUCGGAUUUCCGUUUAUCGUCGAAGGAAUGAGCAUUUCACCGAGGCCUGUACUCUGGAGUGGGAUUGAUUUGGAGGUGGAGGGUCCGUCAUGGUCUGGAGCGAUGUGUCACAGCAUCAUUGGCCUGAGCUUGUUGUCAUUGCAUGGAAGACAUCCUGUGUGGUACUCUUCCUGCAGGCUCAUCCUGCCAUGACCCUCCAGCAUGAGAAUGUCACCAACCACACUGCUCGUUCUGUGUGAUUUUCUGCAAAACAGGAAUGCGUUCUGCCAAGGCCAGCGAAGAGCCCGAAUCUCAAUCCUUUGAGCACAUCUGGGACCUGUUGGAUUGGAGGGUGAGGGCUAGGGCCAUUCCCCCCAGAAAUGUCCGGGAACUUGCUGGUGCCUUGGUGAAUGAGUGGGGUAACAUCACACAGCAAGAACUAGCAUGAGGAGGAGAUGCACUGCAGUACUUAAUGCAGCUGGUGGCCUUUUGAUUUUGACCCUCCUUUGUUCAGGGACACAUUAUUCAAUUUCUGUUAAUCACAUGUCUCUGGGACUUGUUCAGUUUGUCUCUCAGUUUUUGAAUCUUGUUAUGUUCAUACACAUGUUAAGUUUGCUGGAAGUAAACGCAGUUGACAGUGAGAGGACGUUUCUUUUUUUGCUGAGUUUGUUGUCUUAAGGGAGAAGGUGUUACGGGCUUUGGUUUUUCCAUUUAUGUUUUGAGGAUGGACUUCAGCACGUAUAGCUCAUUACCAUGUAGGGUGCACUGAUUGUCUCCUCCUUAGUAUGUGUUACACCUGUGCUGGCUUGUCCAUCCCGUUAUUUGGAAGGCGUUUCACCUGAGCUGGCCCAGGUUCUAUUUAAGAGUGGCUGGCCCAGGUGCUCCGGAUGCUAUUUAAGAGUGGCUGGCCCAGUGCUCCAGAUGCUAUUUAAGAGUGGCUGGCCCAGGCGCUCCAGAUGCUAAAUGUAAUGUAAUGUAAUUUAAGAGUGGCUGGCCAAGUGCUCCCUGUUUAUAAUUAAGAUUGGCUGGCUAAGUGCUUCUGGUUAUAAUUAAGAGUGGCUGGCCAAGUGCUCCUGGUUAUAAUUAAGAGUGGCUGGCCAAGUGUUCCAGUUGAUGGCCCAUGUGCUCCAGAUGCUAUUUAAGAGUGUCUAGCCCAGUGCUUCAGGUGCUAUUUUAGAAUGUCUGUCCCAGAUGCUCCAGGAUCUAUUUAAGAGUGGCUGGCCAAGUGCUCCCUGUUAUAAUUAAGAUUGGCUGGCUAAGUGCUUCUGGUUAUAAUUAAGAGUGGCUGGCCAAGUGCUCCUGGUUAUAAUUAAGAGUGGCUGGCUAAGUGCUUCUGGUUAUAAUUAAGAGUGGCUGGCCAAGUGCUCCUGGUUAUAAUUAAGAGUGGCUGGCCAAGUGCAUCACCCAUAGAAUCAUAUUGUUGAUAUUUUAAUCAAUGGCAUUUCCUUAGGAUGCUCAUUAGUCUUUCAAUCUUCUGUUUUUUUUAUCCUCUUAUGUUGUGUACUAAAUAUUUCUGUUUAUUCUUGUUUGUUUUUUCCCUGUGAAGCCAUUGUGUUGCAUCCAUGUCUGAAAUGUACUAUAGAAAUAAAGCUUGAUUUAAACA